Messenger RNA from Nasonia vitripennis (jewel wasp), 453 nucleotides. Its product is annotated as secreted RxLR effector protein 161-like. The coding region runs from base 1 to 453 and encodes 150 amino acids. The transcript is spliced from 2 exons. Lineage: Eukaryota; Metazoa; Arthropoda; Insecta; Hymenoptera; Pteromalidae. The record is from RefSeq and is a predicted model, not a curated record.
AUGUCUAGAACAGAAGCAAUUGGAAGCUUACUUUACUUAGCAGGUGCCACUAGACCUGACAUUGCAUUUGCAGUGAACCUUUUAUCUAGAAGACAACUGUCACCAACUGAAAGUGACUGGAAAGAUGUAAAAAAAAUAUUUAGAUAUCUCAGAGGAACAUCAAAAACAGGCUUAACAUUCAGAGCAAAAGAAGACAACAUGGAAGCAAUGACAGAUGCCAGUUUUAGAGACUGUGAAGAUUCAUUUUCAACAGGAGAAUAUGUAAUCAAGCUCUAUGGUGACCCAAUUAUAUGGAGAAGUUAUAAACAAACAUACGUCUCACUGUCUACCUGCCAAGCCGAGUAUCUAGCUAUGAGCAAUGCCUGUCAAGAAAUAAUUUCUUUGGACAAAGCCAUCAGAGACAUAACAGGAAAAACUCUGUACCCUGUUACCCUAUGGUGUGAUCAUUUUUAG